AUGCAAUUCGAAUCUCCCGGAUUCAAUGUGGAUCUAGAUUAAGAGCUUUAAGCUGAAUAGCAUGAAGAUUUUGAGUAAUAAUAUUUAGGGUUUUGCUUGCGUACAACAAAGAGAGAAACAUCAAUUAACUGUCCAAAUUUAUAUAGCUAAACUUAGAGUAUCAAGAGCAUCGAGGCGUUUAAUGAUUUAAAUGGUCAGAAGAUGGAAAACAUCACUUUAAAAAGCAUCCAGUAGAAUACUCCGGAGACGAAUAGAACAUUGAUAAAUACUCCUACAAAUAAAUAGCAUUCAACUGGUUCAAGCAUGAUGGCUUUCUUUUUGAUAAAGCGAUUUUUGGAGAAACUGUAAUUAAAGAGAAGAAUAAUCGAGACAUUGAAUUUUACUCAUUUGAAUUUGAUUGGGGAUAAAGCUGCAGACAUGUAAAUAUGGAGUUUUAUUAUAGUAAUGUAGUGUUGCAAUAUACAAAGUCUAUUCAAAGAGCAGGGUUUACUUUAAAAGCAAUGAAAAAGUUAUUGAAGAUGGAAUCGUCUAUUGAAGAGACAAGAAUGGAAACAAUGAAGCAAUGCUACUAAAAUCUGAAAAAGCAGACAAUCAAAAUUUUAUAAAAUUUGAUUGAUAAAAUACCUUUAAUAUAAUCUGAAUCAGUAUUCAAGAUGUAUUGGGAUUUGUUUGCAGUCGUAUUUAGGAUUAUAUUAGUAGUCUUAAUACCUUUGGAAGUCGCAUUCAAUACUCAAAUAAUGUUUGAGAGUAAUAUUCCGCUGACUGUAAUAAUAAUAAUAAUUCUUAUAAUGGAUUUUUUGAUUAGGAUAAAUACUUAAUAAUAUUAAAAUGGAUAAGCUAUAAGAGAUAGAUGGAGACUUAUUGUAUAUUAGGCAAAAAAGUCGAUGCUUAUCGAUUUUUUAUCAAUAAUGAUAAUGAUAGUAUUUUUAUCUAUUGAACCCUAAGAUUAGUACUAUAACCUAUUCACAUUAGUUACAUUAACAUAGUAUUCUUAUGUUUAUGAGAUACUCUCAAAAAGUGAAUAGCUCUCAUAUUUUACAAGACCUUAAAGAGGAAUAUUAGGCUUAUUGAAGUUUGUAGCAACAUUGUUUUAUAUUUUGCAUCUUUUUAGUUGUGUUUGGUUUUGGAUCUCAAGUUUGCAAAUAGAGGAUUCCUGGAUUGAUUUUAAGGAUUUAACUAAUAAAUCUUGGCAAUUAUAAUAUUUAGAAGCAUUAUAUUUUGCAAUUGUGACAAUGUUGACUAUUGGUUAUGGAGAUAAUGUACCUAAGAACCCAACUGAAAAAAUAAUCACAAUUAUAUUCAUUCUAGGAGCAUGUUUAUGGUUUUCUUAUAGUGUUAAUUUUAUCGGAGGUAUAAUGAAUGACAUUACUCAAAAUUAAGUUGAAAGAAAUUAGAAGAUGAGAGUGAUCAAUAAGUACAUGACAAAAAGAAAUAUCCCUUUUGCCUUGCAACAUUAGUAUUAAUAUUAACUUAUUCAUAGAAUUAAAGAGUACUUAACUUAUAGGUGGAAAGAAGAUGAUGAGGUGGAUUUAGAAAUAGAGUAAGCAUUAUUGGAUCAAUUGUCUGAUGAACUAAAAGAAGAAUUAGAUAAAUAAGCUCAUAAAGUCUUUAUUGAGAAAUCUAUUUUAUUGUAAUAAUUUUUUAGUGAAGAGUUUAGAAAUGCUCUUUUCAAGAGCAUCAAAAGAAAAAGUAUAUACAUAUUUUAAACAUAAAGUUAUUCCACCAGAGAAUACAUUUUAGAUUGAUUUUAAUGGUUAACAUCAUCUAUGUUUUAUCGAAUAAGGGCAUCUGUUGUAUUAACAUAAAGAUUCAAAAUAGAGAUCUAAAAUGAAUACCAUCAUAAAUUUAGGAGAAUUUCUUUGUGUUAAAGAAUUUAUAAUCGAAGAUCCUGAGAUGGAACUUUUCAAAGCUGUUGGCUAUGUUAGUCUCCUAGUUUUAUCUAAAUAAGACUUCUUAUAAACUCUGAAAGACUUUCCGGAGGAUUUUCAAAAAUAUUGUUAACUGAAGGACUCAAUAAUUCUGAAUUUAGAUUCUGUAGUUUUAACAAAGAGUGUCUAUUGUCCUGCUUGUUAACAAUUUGAACACUCAUUAACUCAUUGCCCUUAUAUUUAAUUAAAGUCUAACAGAGAAGUAGUAAUAAAACGAUAUCAACAUUCAACUAAUUAAUAGAGAGCACCAUUUUCAAGAAGAAGGUAGAAGAAUGUAUUUUUGGCUUUAUCAGAAAAAGAAUUAGUAGCAGAGUUUGCUAAAGUGUUUUCAAGUGAUAAUUAAGUCAUAAUCAGCUAAUAACUCAAAAUUUAUCUUAACCAUGAAUCUGAUCUAUUUGAAUCAAAUUCUGUUGAACCUCCUCCUUCAAAUGAUAAUAUUAAAUUGACUCCCCAGAUGCAGUAAGCUAAUCUUGCUCCUUAAUCUGCUGCGUGUGCUGAUUUACUAAGCAGCAUCCGAAUUCAAAAAAACUUAAUUAGAGAAACUGACAUUGAUCUCAAAGGUGAAUUGAGACAACAAUUAAAUUAAGGAAGAAUAAUUAGGAAAAUGACUCUUCAUCCAUAAAAUAAAUAAAUUAAAAAAAGUACAACUACUACUUUCACUGUAAGACAUAUUUAAGACGAAAGCUUAGAAGACUAAUAGUUGGCAAUUGAGUUUCAGAAUUCUCAAAAUGAGAAUAUCAUACUUCUCUAUAAUAAAUUAAUAAAACAAGAUUAGGAUGAGCUUAUAGUCAGGUAAGCUUUAAGUCAAAUUGAACCUCUGUUUUGGAAGUUAAAUCAAAAAACUAUUGAUAACUUUGAAGUCUUAAAAAAUUAUGACUAUUUUUAUUGUCAACAUAAUGUUUAGUAGAUAAUUGACGUUGUAAAUAAAAAUAUCCAUUCAUGGCAAAAGGAUAUCAUAGAUAAACUUUAGAAAUUCAUGUUUUUCCCUUUCAAUUAUAUACUCAAGUAUCUCAAAUUAAGACGCAACAGGAUGAACCAAGCAAUUAUAGAGAAAAGCAAUAAGUUUAAAAGGAUAAAGAACAAAUUAAGAAUGAUGCAAUUAAGAAGUAACUUGCACUUGAAAAAGAUGUCUACAUCAUCUAACAAGAACAUACGAUUUAGCUAAAUACUGCCAUCAUAAUUUCCAUCUUAAGAUUCAAUUAUUGCCUGA
Molecule: messenger RNA, 3138 nt
Organism: Paramecium octaurelia
Lineage: Eukaryota; Ciliophora; Oligohymenophorea; Peniculida; Parameciidae
Source: the annotation of a GenBank genome assembly